GGGGACGUCGGCGGCGCGCGACGUAGUUCGCAGAAUAAAUGCGGUGGCGCCGGGCGUAGGAGCGCUUCGGCCGGGGCGCUUUUGGGCGUUCGGACGAUUGGUGGCGUUGCGGCCCGCGGCUGAGCCGGCCCUGCUACUCUCUGUGCCAUGGCGGACGAGGGGAAGUCCUACAACGAGCACGAUGACCGUGUUAGUUUCCCUCAAAGAAGAAAGAAAGGCCGGGGUCCUUUCCGGUGGAAAUAUGGUGAGGGGAACCGUAGGUCUGGAAGAGGAGGUUCUGGCAUCCGGUCUUCCCGUCUGGAGGAGGAUGACAGAGAUGUGGCGAUGAGUGAUGCCCAGGAUGUUCCCCGAAUACGACACAACCCCUAUCCUUCCCGACCCAACCGUCGAGGUGACAGUUGGCAUGAUCGAGAUCGCAUUCAUGUUACUGUGCGGAGAGACAGAACUCUUCCAGAGAGAGGAGGGGCUGGUACCAGUCAGGAUGGGACCUCGAGAAACUGGUUUAAGAUUACAAUUCCCUAUGGCAGAAAAUAUGACAAGUCAUGGCUCCUGAGUGUGAUUCAGAGCAAGUGCAAUGUCCCUUUCACCCCCAUUGAGUUUCACUAUGAAAACACACGGGCUCAGUUUUUCGUUGAGGAUGCCAGUACCGCUUCUGCGUUGAAGGCUGUCAACUAUAAGAUUUUGGAUCAGGAAAACCGAAGGAUAUCCAUCAUCAUCAACUCCUCUGCCCCACCCCAUUCGGUACAGAACGAACUGAAGCCAGAACAAGUCGAGCAGCUAAAGCUGAUCAUGAGCAAACGAUAUGAUGGCUCCCAACAAGCGCUUGACCUCAAAGGCCUCCGUUCAGACCCAGACUUGGUGGCUCAGAACAUUGAUGUCGUCCUGAAUCGCAGGAGCUGUAUGGCGGCUACCCUGCGAAUCAUUGAGGAGAACAUCCCUGAGCUUUUGUCCUUAAACUUGAGCAACAACAGGCUAUACAGGCUGGAUGACAUGUCCAGCCUUGUGCAGAAAGCACCCAACCUGAAGAUCCUCAAUCUCUCCGGAAAUGAGUUGAAGUCUGAGAGGGAGUUGGACAAGGUAAAAGGGCUGAAGCUGGAAGAGUUGUGGCUCGACGGAAACCCGCUGUGCGACACCUUCCGAGACCAGUCCACCUACAUCAGGAGAUGUGCAGCCCUGAGCUGGAACCACCUGUCCUUUGGGAGGAUCACGUGCUCCUCCCUUCGUCUGUCCGUGUGUCCCAGCUUGGCCCCGAGGUUUCCUUUCCUUUCUUCUCACCUGACUACCUAUUUGCUGUUCUGUGGUCUUUCCUCUUCCCGAACACAGCCUUUUCUAGAGUCUCCCUACCCUACUGUUCCAGGAAGGGCAUCUCCCGCUUUCUACCACGACCAGGGGGUGUCUUGCGUAUAUGUCCCAUACAUGGAUCUGCCUUGUGCCAAGAGCCUGGUAUCCCUGGGCCGAGAAAGGCCUCCCUCCCUGGGAUUUCCCAUUGAUGGGCCUUCCCUUCUUUGUCCGGUGCUGGCCCCUCUUGCCGUUUUGCCAAGAGGGACUCUUGUCAUGGUCCACGUGCCCAAGGCCGUUGCCUGGGCUUUCCCCCUCGCGCUGAGGUUGAGGCCUCCUCGGAGCUGGUGCCACGCACUCUGUCUCUCUUGCCCGGAGCUGUGAGCUGGGCCCUCCCUGGAGAAGAAACCUGGGUUCCCCAAGCCAUGUGACCAGAGCCGGGGCCCCUCGCCCAGCAGGCGAGGGAAGCCCAAGGCAGGCGCUGGGCGUGGAGGCCACGGGGGCAUAGGCUACCGAGGAGACACAGAACUGACCCUCUCGGGGGGCGCUGCCCCGCCCUCACUCGCACACCUCACAUCACCCUGCUUGGCCCCGGAGGAUGGCUGGUUAGCCAGAGACGGGUAAGAUUCCUCAGGGAAGGAACAACCUAAGACAGGCACAGUCGCAGAGGGGCCAUCAGGAGAGAACUUGGGGGCCAACAGAGGUGGGGCACAGACCCUCACCCCCCCAACUUUGCAGGGGCCUGAACCCUCACCUCUUCUGAGGGAGGUCUCCUGCCCCCAUGGCUGCUUCGCUUCCCACGCCCAGCUCAGAUCGGGACCCAGGUAGCGGACAGAGACCUGGCCAACAGCAACUGCCCUCCGGCUGCAGCAAGAAUUUGUUUUCCGUUUGUACCUUGGACCACGGGGAAAGGGGCAGCCAAAGGAAAAGGCUGUGUUGGGUGUCUUCUUCCCUUUUUUCUUCCUUGUUUUCCUGAAUGCCUCCUCGCCUUAUAGUUCUUUCGCUUUUUCUUUGCUUUCUCUUUCUUUUUACUCUCUACUUCCCUCUGUCUCCCCAUCUCUCCCUUGCCCCAGCCCCAUCCUGCCUUCUCUCUCUUUCUCUUCUUUUCCUUCCUUGUCUUCUUCCUUCACCUCCCCUCUUCCUGAACCCCCCCACUCCGCCUUGCUCAUCUCCCUGCCCCAACAUCCUGUGCCAUCCCUGUGGUGUGUUCUGGUCUUGGCCACGGCCAGACCAGGCAGAACUGAUGGAUACCUGUUGAGGCAGCGGAGCCCUUGGGCUCCCACCCCAUUCCCUCCUCCCGGGGCUGCACAGGUGAGUAGGUGGAAGGUAAGGGGGGCAGGGAGGGGAAGGAGGUCCUGGCUUAAAGCCUGGGCUGGGAGUGCUGCUCUGUGGCGCUCGGGUCAGGCAGCAAGAAGAGAGUCAGCCUUCAAGGCAGUCAUUUCUGGGUGCCCCGGGUGAGGUGGGGAGUGGGGCCUCUUUCCCCAGAGCUCCGAGGCUGGGGAGGAGUGAGAGGGCAAGCGGAUGGGGUGGGCGGUCCCUUGGGCAUUGGAGUGUUUGCUCCUAGAGCAGCUCAGGAGGCACGGUGGCUCUGAAGCAUCACUCACUUCUGUCCCGUUUUUGACAGCGCCAUUCGAGAACGAUUUCCCAAAUUACUAC
Zalophus californianus (California sea lion) is the source of this 2934-nucleotide messenger RNA. RefSeq names its product nuclear RNA export factor 1 (gene NXF1). Bases 148 to 1662 code for a protein of 504 amino acids. The record is from RefSeq and is a predicted model, not a curated record. The transcript is spliced from 11 exons. Gene Ontology annotation, cellular component: nucleus; cytoplasm. Gene Ontology annotation, biological process: poly(A)+ mRNA export from nucleus. Gene Ontology annotation, molecular function: RNA binding; protein binding. Lineage: Eukaryota; Metazoa; Chordata; Mammalia; Carnivora; Otariidae.